Messenger RNA from Impatiens glandulifera, 3958 nucleotides. RefSeq lists its product as uncharacterized. Bases 408 to 3761 code for a protein of 1117 amino acids. The transcript is spliced from 4 exons. NCBI's taxonomy places the organism in Eukaryota, Viridiplantae, Streptophyta, Magnoliopsida, Ericales, Balsaminaceae. The record is from RefSeq and is a predicted model, not a curated record.
UUUGUUUUUUGAGAAACCUAUGAUGUUGUCAUUUAAGAGUAUUUGCACAAUGCAAAAAUAAUUUUAAUUUGAACUUAAAUAUCCUUUAUAGAAGAAAAUUGCACCUGUUUUCAACCAUUUUUUCCGCAAAUUCAACAAAAUUAUGGCGUGUACUGUUGGUGUUUUUUCCCAUAUCUCCUUUUUGAACUAUUUUCUUGACCCUAAAGAUUUUUGGGGAGGCAUAUGCUUGCAGUUUGUUUUCUGCUUUGUAUCAGAUAUAUUAGUUGUCAUACAUCAUGCCUCUGGUUUCCAUAGUUAAUCUUACCAGUGGUUAAUUCUUGGCUAUAAACAGGAUAUUCAGAUCUGUCCACCUAUGAUGCAUUAUUCUACCAUGUGUGUAGAAGGAGCCUAAUGUGGUGUUUGAUUACAUGACUCGUUUUUGCAACUGUGGAACUCCUGUAUGUAUUGAUUUAAAAUGUCAGAAGACUAAAGUACUCUCUAAGGGACCUUGCAAAGCUCGUGACAGGGUGAUGGUUGAUGGAAUAGAAACUCAAACUUCAAACAUGCUGGGAACAGUUGGUGUUAAACUCACUAAUUUUGUAAAUCCUGAGUUAAGAUGGAAGACAGCUACGAAAGGCUUUAGAACUUCUCGUAAAGGGACCAGAGUCUGGGCUAACAGAGUGCUAGUGGAUUCCAGGAGUCCUCAUAGAGACUGGUCAUCUGUUUCUGAAUCAGAGAAGCAUGGUGUAGCUGUUCUUGGGCAACGGUUUGCCAAUAAGGUGCAGCAUGUACCAUUUAAGAAAAGAAGACUUCCAGCUAGGAAUCAAUUCCCUUCUCUAAAACCUAAGCUAAAUAAGACACGGCAUGGUAAAGGUGCUUCAGGUCAAUGCUGUUCUGCAGACUUGGAUUGCCUUCCAGAAGAAGUGACUUUUGAUGAUAAAAUAGUUGCUGUUUUUGGUCCGAAAGGUGUUGAUAACAGUUUGACAAAUGGAAAGCCAUGUAAAUCCAUGUGUGGGAAAAAUCAUUUGGACUUCUCUGGCAUUGCUCUUCUUGCAGCUAUUGCUUGCAGUAGUAUGAUUAAUGAUAUUGGGCAUGCUAAAGAAGAGUCUAUAGCAGAUCAAUCUUCAACUGCAAAGAUAACUGACACUGUUGUGUCUGUGUCAUCUGUAGAUGCAGUCUUGAAAGAACCUGUGACAUCUGUAGAUGCAGUCCUGAAAGAACCCGUGACAUCUGUAGAUGCAGUUGAUGAGUUUGUUGAAAACCCAUCACCUGAACAGAAGCCUUCAGAUGCUCAAGACAUUCCUACAGCUGAGUUGCAGAAAGCUUCUGAUGUUAGUGAUCGUGAGGUGAUAAAUCAAUCCGCUACUGUGAAAUAUGACAGGUUACACUGGGACUUGAACACUGAGAUGGAGGCGUGGGAACAACCCUUUGACGAUGGCUUAAGCUUUCCUGAUGGUGGAAGCCACAGUGAAAGGCUGCAAAAGACGGAAGGUUCAGACAUGUGUGGGGAUCCUGAGCAUUCUCCGGUGCCUCUUGGGCAGUAUCCUGUGGAUAAUGAUAUAAUUUUGGGUAGAAGUUGUCCAUCAACUGAAAUCUUGGAAACGCGUUCUUGUAACAGUGUCAUGCAAACUAGAGAAGAAUAUUCUUUGCACGAUGUUUGUUCUGGUCUUCUAAUUGAAGGAAAAGUCACUAGCGUUGAGGGUGUUAACCUUGAGGAGAAUUUCAGGGAACUUUCUCAUUUCCCUGAUAUACACAGAACAGAGACCUGUCAAACGGUUAAUGUAGAGCAUUCUACGAAUAAGUUAGGCAUUAUGAAUUCUUCUUGUGAAUCACUUGAACAAGGAGGGAACUUGUGUUUAUUGGGCACUACUGGUGGAGAAAUGCAGCUGGGACAUGCUGUAAAUGUUCUGAGCCAAGAGAAUCUAGUAGAUGCUACUCCUGAUGCAUCUCCGAUUGUUUCCUUGCAGUCCAAUAAGUCUCCUGACAAGUCUACGUUGAGUUCUCUUAUUUCCAAUGUAGAGAAUGGCUGCAUGGCUGUUAAUGGGAGGAUGAGUGAGGCUCAGACAGGCUAUGAGUCCUCUUUUGAAGAUGGUGAGCUGAGGGAGGAUUGUAUUUUAUAUCUUGGGGAGGAGAAUGAAGUUGAAAUUGACUCAUUGGACUAUGGGGAUGACGGGGAAGUGGAGCAUAAUGCUUCUAACUUUUUCCCACCUAAAUCUAGUUCUCCUGAAUGCCAAAAUAUGAGGAAGGGGAAUUCUCCGGAGAGUGCUGUGCAAGAUGGAAUAUGUGAUGAUAUGGUGGGACUGACACCAUCAGCUAGCUCAAAUACUAAACAACAGUCAGGACGUGAUCUUCAACUGCCAGAAGGUUGUGAAGCUUCAAGUGGCAGAAGUGUAGCCACAAAUGCUGUCAGCUCAAGUGAUGGUAAAGCCUCUUGUGCAGCAGAGAGUGUACCAAAGGCAUCUGGAGGAAAAAAAUUGUUUCCACACUUGGAAGGACCAUCACGAUCUGAUGUUAUACACUGGAAGGAUGCUGUUUAUGCAAAGCAAACUGGAUCCAGUAAUCUUGAUGAAGCAAGUGCCCUAGCCCUAGAAGAAAGGGAUGCUGGAUCAGACAAGUGCUUCAGGAGAGUGAUUUUGCCAGACAGAGACCACAAAAAUGAUGAUUGUGUUGGUUCUUCGGCAUCCUACUGGGAUUCUAGAAACAACCACUAUUUAACUAGUUAUCAUCAUCCACAAGAGACCGAUGACUACUCCAGGCUAAAUGAUGAAAAACCAAGGGGGUUAAAUUAUCAUGGUCAGAGACAACCUAUAAGUUAUUCCUCUAAAUGCGUUUUCCUCAAGAGAUCACCAAGAAAUGAUAGCAGGAGCAGAAGCCGAGGCAGCAGACCAUCAAUUGUUGGGCAAGGGUUUACCAGAAGCACCAGGAAUGACUUCCCAUGUGCUGCACCUGAUGACCUAGCAUCUGAUAAUCAUUCAUUAUUCUCUGCGCGGAUGGUGCAUAGUAUACCCCAGAGAGAACAACAUUGCAUUUCUCCUGUUCCUUUAAGAGGAACUAACUUUUCUAGAAAUCACAGGAAAUUUAGAUCACGGUCUAGAACUCGAUCUCCCCCUGUAUGGAAUUUUCCAAGGGAAAGAUAUGUUGGAGUCAAGCACCGCAGUAGGUCACCAGAUUUAAGGUUUGAAGCCAGAAUGGAGAGGACACGGCUCCCUUUUACCAAGUCCAGUUUCACAUCAGACGAGGAAGAUAAUUUCUUGCCGUCUGGUGGUAAACUUUUCUCCAAGUACCAUUCUAAAUGGAAUGAUAGCCGGAAUGAUGAUUCUGAUCGUAUCAGCAGCAGAUCACCUGGAAGAAUGUUUAAGCGGAACCAGAGGUUCAAUUGGGUAGAUUCCAUGGGGAGGACAAAAUUUGAUGAGCAGUUUGGAGGUGGCAUGGUUCGUUCAGGAAGGUUUACUGAUAUGACUGGUAGAGGAAGCAAGUAUGAAAGUUGUGACGAUGAUAGAAGAAAACAUACCGACAAAAAUGGGAUGGUUCAUCGGUUCAGGCGCUAUGACACCAAUGGUUUUGUUAAGAGGGCCCGGAAUGAUGCUGAAGAUUUUGAAGCUUACAACAUUCAUGAUGAAAAUAAAUACAUUAGGAGCCGUGAUGAUAGAAGAGAGAUAAUCAGGAGCACAAGGGAAGAAAGGGGAUCUUUUCGAUGUAGCAGUGGCAGGACAUAUACUUCUGGUCCAAAAUUUUCUGCAAUUCCAGAUUCUUAUGUUGAUGUAUCACCCAGAAAAAGAUGAACUUCUCUGGCUUUGCAAUCAUAAGAUGCCAUUUUUUGUGCAUUGAGCAGCCAUUUAAGGUUUAAACAAGAUUAGUUUUUUCUUCUUCUUUGUCAGUUGAUAGAUAGUAUUUCAGCAUCCUAAUUGGUUUUAAUUAUAAUUUUUAUUUUAAUCUUUUUCCAUAGGCUGAGGUUUACUCAACUAAUUUGAAUUUUUGU